AUGGGCGAUGCAGGAGAGAGCAAAAAGCCCUUGAGAAUAGCAAUCAUCGGGGGAGGAAUCGGCGGACUAAGUCUACUACUAGGUAUACUGGAGCACGGCGACCCGCGGGCGAUACGGCCGCACCUCUAUGAAGCCGCCCCCGCGUUUUCUGAAAUUGGGGCUGGUGUCGGCUUCCUGCCCAACGCGGUACGAGCGAUGCAUGCAAUUGACCCGAAGCUCCAUGAAGCGUAUGGCCGGAUAGCCGAUGAAGCUCCUCGAGCAGAUGUCAACGGCCAGAGGAAGUACGCAUUCAGCAAGGUCUACAUGGGUAUGGAUGGUAGAGGAAGCAAUAUCGCGAAGGCAUUCGACGAGAUUGGUACGGUUUACAAUGACAACAAGCUACGGAACGUUCACAGAGCGGUGUUCCUAGACGAGAUGGUCAAGCUCUUGCCUAAAGGUAUCGAGGGUGAUCUAGUCAGUUUCGGGAAGAGAUGUACAGACAUCAAGGUACAUGAUGGCGGAGUGACGGUUGCCUUUGCAGACGGUACCACAGAAAUCGUUGACGCUGCCGUCGGCUGCGACGGCGUCAAGUCGGUAGUGCGGAAUAUUCUUCACGAAGGACAAGAGAAAUACGAGCCAUGUUUCACGGGGAAAUACGCCUAUCGAGGUCUCGUUCCGGUUGAAGAUGCCAUUGAGGCGCUGGGAGAAGUCGCCGCCGUCCAUCACAUCCUGAUACUCGGGUACGGCGGCCACCUCGUCACCUUUCCUAUCAACCAAGGGAAAACGCUUAACAUUGUCGCAUUCCACGGUCGAUCGGACUGGCACCACGGCAGUAAUUGGGUCGUUCCAGCUACGGUCGAAGACGCACUGGAGGAUUUCAAGGAUUGGAGUGAGCCUAUCAAAAAGCUCCUUUCCCUACUUCAAAAGCCUGACAAAUGGGGUUUGUUUGAUCUUCCGCCACUCAAGACUUACACCCUGGACGGCCGAAUAUGCCUACUGGGCGAUUGUGCACAUGCAUCAACUCCUCAUCAAGGCGCAGGGGCCGGCAUGGCUAUCGAGGACGCUGCAGUCCUUAGUCAGUUACUUGGAGAGAUCAAGACACCUGACCGGGCACAACUCACAAGAGCGUUUACAGCCUAUGACGCUGUACGGAGGGACCGAACUCAAAAGGUCGUGGCCACGAGUAGGAGCCGAGGCCUGCUGUACGAUUUCGAACUGUCUGGUAUCGGUGACGAUCUUGAGAAGGUCCGAGAUACGUUAUCCACUCAAUGGGACUGGAUAUGGGAUUUGGAUAUUGAUGCUCAUUGCCGCGAUGCGGUAGGUAUCAUGCAUCAGUCUCAUAUGCUCGGGAACGACUCUCCAUAA
This is a messenger RNA of Cladophialophora carrionii CBS 160.54, 1344 nucleotides long. RefSeq lists its product as uncharacterized. The transcript has a single exon. Bases 1 to 1344 code for a protein of 447 amino acids. The record is from RefSeq and is a predicted model, not a curated record. Gene Ontology annotation, biological process: secondary metabolite biosynthetic process. Lineage: Eukaryota; Fungi; Ascomycota; Eurotiomycetes; Chaetothyriales; Herpotrichiellaceae. Gene Ontology annotation, molecular function: FAD binding.